Camellia sinensis is the source of this 584-nucleotide messenger RNA. Lineage: Eukaryota; Viridiplantae; Streptophyta; Magnoliopsida; Ericales; Theaceae. The record is from RefSeq and is a predicted model, not a curated record.
AUGGAGUUACCCCCCCGUUUGGGAGAGCUGCAAAUGUUCAGGUUGCAGCAGGAGAGGAAAAGUAUUGGCACAAUGGCAAAUCAGAGAGAGACCUCGUCAAAGAAAAUUGCACGUGAAAAGGGAAAGCAGGGACCCAACAUAGCUGAUGAACAGAAGGACAAGUACACUGGAAAAUCAAGGGGAUUGGCUUAUGUUGAUUUCUCCGAUGAUGUACACCUUACUGCAGCUCUGGCAAAGAACAAGCAAAUGUUUCUCAAUAAGAAAUUGAGUAUUGCACGGUCAGAUCCGAAGCAGCGGAGAAUGAGAGAAUCUGUUGGACGUAACACCCCAAUGGAACAUGGUGAAAUGUCGGGGCAUACAAAUGGACAAACAAAUACAGUUGGCGAAUCUGAGUCUAAAGAUUCAUCUGAUGUAUAUAAUGCGACCUUGGCGGCUCAGCCACAGUCUGCUUAUCGAGGAAGCUCCGGACAGGGAAGACCAGACGCCAAAAUCCAAUGAUGAGUUCAGAAAGAUGUUCCUCAUAAGUUAAUUCUAUUAAGAAAGACUAUACUAUAUCUGCCUCCCACACAAGGCUUGUAUAGAGU